Molecule: messenger RNA, 1572 nt
Organism: Populus trichocarpa (black cottonwood)
Lineage: Eukaryota; Viridiplantae; Streptophyta; Magnoliopsida; Malpighiales; Salicaceae
Exons: 3
Coding region: 626-1429 (267 amino acids)
Source: RefSeq, a predicted model, not a curated record
GACCGAGAUUGAUCAACAGGCUUGCCUUUAAGUAAAGUCUUGAGCUCAAAGAAUCUGAUGGGAUGCCUAUCUUUAUAGUAAUGAACUGUACAAUAUGCCAGCAUCAUUUUGCAUCUGAUAUGUUCCUUGAGGACUACUCCUUCCGUUCGAACUAAAAAACCUCAUUUGUUAAGAUUAGAUUUUCUGAUCAUUGGAUUGAAGUGAAUGCUAACGCCGUUCGAAACUUUUCGACGCUGGAAAUGUUUCACACCGGCUCUGGAUGAGCUGCAUAAAUAAAUCAACAGAACACCGAAAUCCACCUUGAGCCAAAGGUCUAGAAAAGAAGAGCGGAUAAAUGCACUUUGGGCUAAAGAAGACUCAAAGGGGAGAAUUAGCAAACGCCCUUAUUUUUAUCGAGCAGAAUUUAAUUAGCUUUGAAGCAAAAUCUUUUAGAGCCAAAUAUUCUUGUGUGAAUACUUAACACUAAAGGCCAGAACCUGAGAAUCUUUGGCCUUUAAGCAACCUUUGCUCCAAGCUAUUCUGCAUUCUACUGUCCUCUUUAUGAAAUGAAUUUUGAAAAUGUAGUUCUUAUUUUCUUCUUCAUCCUCUUGAACCUGCAUGAAUUGCAAUCAUCUUGGAAUCAACCAUGCCAAAAACAAGAGCAGUCACACAUGCCGAUAUUGCACCAAGUCCUGGAAGUACGGAUUUGGGUAGCAACACAGCUGCCUUCCUCGUGGUUUUUACCAUAGCUUGUGGCCUAUUUUGCUUCAUUCUUUGCCUUAUAGCUGAAGCCACUCGUUCCCAGGUGACAUGGGUGAACUCUGAUAGUAAAGAAAUUGAUGACGAUUCUCAAUGUAUAUAUACUGGGAGUGGCAGGACACCAUUUUUGUGUUCUGCUAUUGCAUUUGUAGUACUGGCAGUUGCCAUGGUGGUGGAACAUAUGUACAUGUUAAUUGCAGUGAGCAAAGCACCGCCUCAGGCUCUAGUUGCUUGGGACGCUAAUUCUGCUUGUGCCAAGAGCAUCACAAGGCAGGCAGGAUUUUUCUUUGUUACAACCUGGAUAUGCUUUGCUGUUGGAGAAAUCUUGUUGUUAAUUGGGCUAGGUGUGGAAUCAGGGCAUCUGAAGAAUUGGUCCAGACCAAGGCCGAACUGCCUCAUCAUUAAAGAAGGCUUGUUCUCUGUUGCAGGAAUCUUUGCAUUGUUAACAGUCUUCUUUGCUUCUGGAUUAUACUUGACAGCAUUGCGUGCACAAAGAAUGUCCCAAGAGCACGAAAACACUCGGCGAGAAAUACUCGAGGCCUCUGCCCUCUACGCGUCUCCGCCAAGGUCACCUCAACAUCACAUGAUCACCGCCAUUGCCAGAGAAAAUCCAGUCGCCAGAGAGAAUCAGACUCAAGAACCAUCGUUCACAUAUCCACCAGCUUUCACCAAGCAGUUACACUUGGUGUAAAGCAAGAAAAGGAUAUGUAAGUUGGUGCUCUUGUCUGCUUAGCAAAGCCAUAGGCAGAAUUUAGAGGAUCUAUGGUGGCAAGUAAUCACGAGGAAAUGUAUACAUGUGCAUGCGGGAAAUUAUGAUUGGUAUGAUUCUGUAAA